Molecule: messenger RNA, 3554 nt
Organism: Empidonax traillii (willow flycatcher)
Lineage: Eukaryota; Metazoa; Chordata; Aves; Passeriformes; Tyrannidae
Gene: BEST1
Product: bestrophin 1
Exons: 10
Coding region: 856-3135 (759 amino acids)
Molecular function (GO): chloride channel activity
Source: RefSeq, a predicted model, not a curated record
UUGGGAGCAGAAAAGGGACCUGGAGAGACAAAGGGAAGGAGUUCUCUGGCUUGGUGGAGAUUUCAGGACAAAGGCAAGGACCGGUGUUUCCCAGGAUGUCAGGCAGGAAAGAGCAGCGAGUCCCAAAGCCCUGCAGGAAGAAGCCAGAGGAAGAGAAAGGGAAACCAUGGAAAGAGUCUCGUGGAGCCAGUGGCAGAGUGGAAGUCCCCAGCACCCAAACCACGGCUGGAAGAGGUGGCAAACUCAUCCAAGGACAGUGAGGAAUGACAAGGAAACAUCCUGUGAGAGCCAGGCAGAGGGUGGACCAGGUGUUUCACCCACCUAAGGAGCUUCCCCAGGGAAGAGAGGGCCGUGCAGCCCCCCGGGCACGACACAUUUUACAGCCUUUGUGGAAAAUUCCAGCCCUGCAUAAUCUCCUGGGGUUCCUGUAAGAUUGUGACACGGAGAAAGGGACCAAACAGGAAAGAAUUAGAGGGAAAAAUGCCUCUCUCCUGGCAGCCACCAUGGCUGUGCCAGGAGUUAGCAGCAGCAGAGCAGCCAGCCCUGCCUCCCCCUCCUCCGGCCGCCUCUAUAAACACGCAGGGCUUACUCAGAAGAUUAGGAGGGAACGGGGCAAAAGACAACAGAGUCUCUUUUGUAAUGAGGAAGGAUUACAGCAUCAAGUGACCGGCUGCAGCUCCCAAGUGGGUCUCAGGCUCCUUAGCACAGCGUGUCGGGCAGGUUCAAUCCCCCCAUGAGCCAAGGGGGCACGGGGAGGCGGGCGUGGCGUGGGCCACAAAGGACCCAGCGGGGACACGUGCGGCACCAAACCUCCCCAGCCUCCAGCGCGGCAGAGGAGCCCGGCACUGAGCUGUGAUGACGGUGACUUACACCAACCGUGUGGCCGACGCCCGCCUGGGCACCUUCUCCCAGCUCCUGCUCCAGUGGAAAGGGAGUAUCUACAAACUGCUCUACUCAGAGUUCCUGAUUUUCAUCUUGCUCUACUUCACCAUCAGCCUUGUCUACAGGCUGAUCCUGAGCGAGAGCCAAAGGCUGAUGUUCGAGAAGCUGGCGCUGUACUGCAACAGUUAUGCUGAGCUAAUCCCUGUGUCCUUCGUGCUGGGUUUCUACGUGGCGCUGGUGGUGUCGCGCUGGUGGGCUCAGUACGAGAGCAUCCCGUGGCCCGACCGCAUCAUGACGCUGGUGUCCUGCAACGUGGACGGGGAGGACGAGUACGGGCGGCUCCUGAGGCGCACCCUGAUGCGCUACAGCAACCUGGUCAGCGUGCUGAUCCUGCGCUCCGUCAGCACCGCCGUCUACAAGCGCUUCCCCAGCAUGGAGCACGUCGUGAGGGCCGGCCUCAUGACACCAGAGGAGCACAAGAAGUUCGAGAGCUUGAAUUCCCCCCACAACAAGUUCUGGAUCCCAUGUGUGUGGUUCUCCAACCUGGCUGUGAAGGCGAGGAAUGAUGGGAGGAUCCGGGACAGUGUGCUGCUCCAAGGAAUCCUGAAUGAGCUCAACACCCUGCGCAGCCAGUGCGGGAGGCUCUACGGGUACGACUGGAUCAGCAUCCCCCUGGUCUACACCCAGGUGGUGACCGUGGCUGUUUACAGCUUCUUCCUGGCCUGUCUGAUCGGGAGGCAGUUCCUGGAUCCAGAAAAAGCAUAUCCUGGCCAUGAACUGGAUCUCUUCGUGCCUGUCUUUACAUUUUUGCAAUUCUUCUUUUACGCUGGCUGGUUAAAGGUGGCCGAGCAACUCAUCAACCCUUUUGGGGAGGACGAUGAUGACUUUGAGGCCAACUGGCUCAUCGACAGGAACCUGCAGGUCUCCCUCAUGGCAGUGGAUGAGAUGCACCAGGAUUUACCCAUCCUGGAGAAGGACCUCUACUGGAAUGAGCCUGAUCCCCAGCCACCCUACACAGCAGCCACCGCCGAGUACAAGCGCCCAUCGUUCCUCGGCUCCACUUUUGAUAUCAGCAUGCAGAAAGAAGAGAUGGAGUUCCAGCCCCUGGAGCAGAUCAAGGAGAACGAGGAAGCCAACCACUCCACCCCGUUACUGGGACACCUGGGACGCCUCCUGGGCGUCCAGUCACCAAACUUCUCCAGGUCCUCCUCCCGGAUGAACCUGCUGCGCAGGCGAGGAGAGCCCACGUCGCCCUUCUCCCACUACACCUACCAGGACAUGGGGAAGUCAGGAAGUCCUUGUGGCAUCCAUCAGCCAAAGGGAGACUCCCAGGAGCAGUGGGACGGCGAAGAUGGGAAACUCAGGGAGUUGGAUGCCUUCAUGUCAACCCCUUUCUAUGAGAGACCCGGUUUCUACAGCGCUCCCCAGACACCCAUCAGCUCCAUCCCCAUGAUUUUCCCUUCCAGACGCCAAGGCCGGAAGAAACCACCUGCUCUCUCCAGCAUCGCUGCCUGCUCCACUUCCCUGAGGGAUGUCAUUGUCAACGCCUCCCCUUCCAGGGCCAGUGAUGUCUACAAGAGCCAGAGCUCCCUGGGCUCCACUGCAAAGGAAACCUUCGUCUGGCCAACGGAUCGGGGCAAAGGGCCCGACUCCACAGCUGUGACAGUGGAGGAGGAAAAGAACAGCUCCAGAGAAGCUGCCAUCACAGGAAGCCCAGGAGCACAGUCCACGGCAUCUGACAGCCCCAAAUUCCCUUUUCUGGCAGAGUCCCCUGACCAGGAGAAGCAGGGCAGCUACAAGAGCCUGAAGAGCUUGAAAGCUUCGCACCCACCCUGGCUGACCCUGGAGAACGCGGCAUCAGCUCCUCCCAGCUCAGAGCAUUCUGGUGCCUUUCACACCCCCGGUAACAAAGUCCCGGGGGGAAGCACCUCCCUCUGCUUCUCCUUCACUCCUGUGACCUCUCCAGCCCUGGAGAGAUCCCACAAGGGGAACCUCGGCCCCGACGCUCGCAGCCUGAGCUUGGAAGACGCAGCCAGCGCUCCAGACCAGCAUCCAGAGGUUUCCAGGAACACGAGAGACACUGGGAAUGGAAGCACCAACCCACCCCCUACAAAAGAGCCAAGAAGAGCAGAGAGUCCAUCCCCCAAUGACUCCGGGAUCUCCCUGGCCGAGGGCGACUUCGUGGGGCUGAUGGAGGUGAUCAUGGAGGCCAGUGAGAGCCCAGGGGAGGAGCAGGUGGACCAGUACAGCUAAAGGAGAAGAGGUUCCAUGGGAUACGCUCCUUGUCCUCACACCUGGCGCUCACCUGAACAGAAGGGCAGUGCUGGACAUGCAGCCAGAGCCCGGCCUGGGCUCCAACCAGCGCUAAGGACACUGCUCCUGGUGUCGGUACCGUAAGCAGGCUCGCCUUCUGCUGUAACAACACAACCACCAAGACCCCAAGUUUUAGCCGGACCCCAAUGAGUGUUAAGUAUUGCUGGUAUCUCAGCAGGCACCAGCCAGGUGUAGCCCAGAACAGGAGCUUAGUUAAAAUGGAUACUUACUCCCCUCCUCACAGCAAGAAGUAGAACUUGAGCUUACAAGUCUCAGGCAGGACUUGCACUACUCCAGGGAAAGUAAGGGACUGAGGCGAGUCACACUAUUAGCGAUGCAGACCCACAGUGCUUCCUCCA